Molecule: messenger RNA, 4036 nt
Organism: Tachyglossus aculeatus (Australian echidna)
Lineage: Eukaryota; Metazoa; Chordata; Mammalia; Monotremata; Tachyglossidae
Gene: ICE2
Product: interactor of little elongation complex ELL subunit 2
Exons: 15
Coding region: 10-2967 (985 amino acids)
Biological process (GO): snRNA transcription by RNA polymerase III; snRNA transcription by RNA polymerase II; positive regulation of transcription by RNA polymerase III
Cellular component (GO): transcription elongation factor complex
Source: RefSeq, a predicted model, not a curated record
GCCCCCAAGAUGGCGGCCAGCGUCCCGCUGCUCACCUGGGAUGUUUCACCCAAAAAUGGUGCCAACACAUUUUUCUCACGAGAAAUGUAUGAAGAAUACUCUUUGGGGCCUACUCUAACUGAAUUGCACAUUUUGUCUACAAGACAAGUAGGAGAAAAUGUAGAAGCACCAGCAAACCCUGUGGAAAACGAACCAACCACUAGUGCUCCAGCAGCAGCUCAAGCCAAGGUGGAAAUUAAGAACACAAAAGAGAGUAUUCCUCUUCCACAACCCAGAAUUCCUUAUCCUUAUUUCUCCUGUUUGACUGAAGGAGAGCAGAAGACUUAUGUAUAUUUACUGAACAAAUAUUCAAAAAAGCCUGGUUCCUAUGAAGCCGCUACAUCAAAUAAGAGAGAAUAUUUCCAAUACUUGACUAUGAAAGAGCGCGUGAGCGGUGAGGUUGCAGAGUUUUUGAAGUUUCUACAGAAUGCUGCAAAGAACUGUGCUCAGGAUUAUGAUACACUCUCUGAGGAUGGCAUUCUCUACACUGAGCAUUUUUUAAGGGUUUGCAUUGAACAAGUAAAAAAAUACCCGGAGUGCUACGUACUUCAUGAUACCACUAGCCUAAUGGGAGGGAAGUUUGGCAUGGAAAUGGCAUUAAAGCUAGAAAAAAAUCUACUCAUGUUGGGAAAUGCAAAAUUUGUUAAAGUAUCUUUCCCUGCUAUGCCUGCUGAUCUCCCUGUCGAUUAUAAAAGUAUAACAACUAUGGUUACACCAGAACAGCGAGCUGCAGCACUGCAUGAUGAUAUUAGUAAAGAUCCAAAUGCAGAAAAGCUUGCUUUGAAAUAUCACCCUCACGUGGCUCUAAAUCGUCGGUCAUUGUUUACCUUGUUGAAUAAUCAUGGACCAGAUUACAAGGAACAGUGGGAAAUACCGGUGUGUGUUAAAAUGGCACCUAUUACAGGUUCCAAGUUAGUUAAAGUUGUUUACGUAGACUCCCCACUUCCGAGAAAGGAGAUGACAGUGAGGGAGAAAAACCAAAUUUUCCAUGAAAUUCCUUUGGAAUUUUUGAUGUCCAAAAAGUCAUUUAUUCCCGUCUCUGCCGUCUUAAUGGACAAACCUGAAGAAAACCCAUUCCUGGUGAAUAUGUCUUGUGAUGAUAGUCGAUCCCGAAGUGUUGAGACUUCUGUCCUCGGGGAUUUGGGCUUUGAUGAUGAUGUCACAGAAUUGGAAACGUUUGGAGUAACAGCAGUCAAACCUUCAAAGACCUCUAACGUGACAAGUCCUCCCACUAGGCCUGUAAAUCCUCCUGAGAUUCUGUUGGACAAGUUGAAAGUGGAGAAACAGCUGGUGGCCAGUAUAACCAGCAGUGCAGAAAAAACUAAAAGCCAAGAGGACCAUGCAUUUUCAAAAUGCAGUUAUGUACCAGGUUAUAACCGAGCUCCGUUUCCAUUGCACAGUGAGGAAUUAAUGAGGUCCGAAUCUGAUGAUGCCUCUUCAUUUAAAUGCUUUGAAUCUGAUGAAAAUGAAUCUGAUGAAGAAAGUGGUGUGGUUAUAAUUGAAGGCAGUAACGCAAAACUAAACUCCUUGGGAAAAAUAUAUAACCCUAAGAAAGGAACCAGUGUUUCGGAAACUGAUGAGAUUCAGAACUCGCCUCCUGACGAUAGUAGUGAUACUGAUGAAGAACGUUUAAUUAUUGAUGAAGAAUGUAAAAAUCAUGAUCCUUGCAAGGUGCCUAACGCGUCUCCUAAUUCAAAUCCCACACCGGAUUCACACAAGUCGUCAUCGUCGUCUCCUGGGAAAGCUUCAUUAGAAAGUGUGGCUGGUACUGCCUGCUCGGAACAGAAGAAGUGUGUCUCAAAAAAAGUGGUCAAAAGAUUAUAUAAAGAAUGUGAUCCAGUUGGUCAGAUUUUGAAAAUGCAGACUGAACUCUUAAAACCACCUUUCAAAAAAGUUGCCGAGCAGAACUUAAUGAAUUUCGAUAAUCCUAAACAGCCUGUGGCUCCUUCGGUUUCAGAACAGCCAGAUCUUGGUGCCAGUACCACCAGUUUUCCUAAGCCUAGAAGGACUUCAGUAUUUCAGGAAGAGAAGGAACGCUUGCUCCCGGAUGAUCUUCAGUUUCUUGUCGAAGAUAAAUCUCAGUAUGUUGUCCCUGAAGAAGGCAAUGUUGUUUACAAGUUAUUCAGUCUACAGGACCAACUACUACUUAUCCGUUGCAGUGUCCAGAAAGUACAGACAAGAUCAAUUUCUUCAAAUCAGAAAAAAAUCAGAAAACAAUCUCCAGUAUUUGUGUUACCGAAGUUGGAAUAUCAAGCCUGUUAUGGAGUUGAAGCUCUUACCCAGAGUGAAUUGUGUCAGCUGUGGACAGAAAGUUUAUUGCAUUCCAACUGCUCAUUUUAUGUUGGACAUAUUGAUGCAUUUACAUCAAGGCUUUUUUUCCUUGAAGAAAUUCCUAUGGAUAUGCUGAAAGAGAAGUUUGCAACCCUGAUGUCAGCAAACGCAUUCAACAUCCUUCAGCACAUCUUGAAGAAAAUAACAGAUUUGCAGGAGGGCUCCUACUUGUUGAGCCAUGCCACAGGGGAUUCUUCAGUUUCCAUCUAUAAGAGUUCUAAUGAAAAAGCCACCAGGACAGCCUACAACUUACAUAAAGCUCACUGCAGCAUACCCAGUGUAUCCUCCAGCCUCUCUGUACCCUGGUUGCCGUUAGAUCCCACUGUCCUAUUACCUUACCAUCUUAGUCACAAAAGAGCACCGUGCACUUUUCCACCAAAGCCUCAAGUCUUCACAAAGAAAGGAAAGGUGGACGGAACAAGAGUGCAAGCUCCCAGUCAGAAGAAAAUGCCAAUAUCCAUGGAAACAGAAGGUGGUUGUUUGCCUGCUCAGCAAGCUAAAAAUAAAGGUGUGGCCAAGGGAAAAAAGAAAAAUAAUAAAAAAAGGGCAAAUAAGUGGAAAAAGUGGCAGAGCAAAGCCCAGUCAAAGCCAAAGUAGUUUAGAUACUUGGAGAAAGAUUUAAUUUUGAAGAUUGCUAAAUGAGAAAAGCAUUUUCUCUUAGUGCCUUAGGGAUUUCCAAAUUGCCUUGGCAAAAAAGCCAGAAAGAACAGAGAGAAAUCUUGUAAACUGAAAAGGAGUAUGUGCUCUUAACUCUUUCUUAACUAGGAGGUGGUAAACUCAUUUUAGAAAGCCUUUCUAAAUUAAUAUAAUACAGCCAAAGAAAGGUAAUUGAGGGUUUUUUUUAAACUAUUAUAGGCCUUCCAUAAGGAUCACAAAUAGGUCAGGCUUGUAAUACCAGCAAAAAGAAAAUUGCUGUAUUCAAGUCAAAUGUACUGUAUUCCCUAGGUUGAGUUGUUGGAGGUUUGUAUUAUAAAUAUUCUUUCAAAGAUUGACUUGGACUUGUUUUUUGUAAAAUUCCAUUACAAAAGACUAAAAUUGUAACCUGUUCCUUACAACAAAAUCAUUUUCUGAUUGUGCAACUGUCAGUUGAUGGUAGAAGCAAAAUGUGUUCCUGCUAAACAGGUUUGGUGACUUAUAAAAUCAGCUACCUAUUGGUGUUAAAUUUCAUGAAUGUUAAAAUACAUUAGUGAAUGCUGUGAUUAUAAGUGCAUUUUCCAGAAAUGUGUUGAAUUCCUAACUUAUUCUAACUGCCAGAACUAAUAUUUAGUUGAUUUAUUGUGAAGCUCAAGGUUUCCCCCCUCACUGUAAUACAGUCAUGUUUUUACAAAAUUAGGACCACGCUUAAAAGGUAUGAACUGAUAGAAAUUCCUCUCAGAAAUCUGUUGGUCAUUAGAAACUGGUCCUCGAUAUAUUUCAGUAUCCACUAGAGUAAACAAGUUCUGAUGAAAACUCAGGCAAUAAUCCUUAAAGCUACUGUCAAGUUAUCGUAACAAACAUUAACUGUAUUAGAUGUAUUGAACGGUCAUAAAUGAAUACUUCCUUAACCACCCUUGACACCUAAAAGGCACACAUAAUAAUUCCAUCUGGAAUAGGGUGAGCCAUCUCAGUGGUAUAUGUGUUAUUAAUUGUUAACUGCUGAUGGUGUGUAGUGUGCUUUAAAUUUGCA